UUUUUUUAUUAUUUUGAAAUCUCCCUCCAAUGAGAUUUAAUAAUGGCGAAAAAUAAAGAGAGAGAAAGAAAGAGAGUACUUUUUAUUAUGACGUCACGACAGUUAUGAUAUAGAAUCACGUUUGAGAAACCUCGCUAAAUUUAUUUUUCUCAUCUCGGUUAUUUGUUUACUUUAUUAAACGCGAAUUACAGCGUGUUUUUUUUUUAAUUAAAUUUUCUCAGUGAUGAAUGGAACAAUAUUUAAAUAUAGCUAUAUAUUUCCCACGUAAUGACUAAUCAACAAAGUGUAUUGAUAAUUAUUUUGAGAAUGUAGAGUUGCUUUUUUUUUUUUUUUUAUUUUAAUUUAUUUUUUUAUUCGCGAAGCAAAGGCGCAAGAGCCGCGGGGCAACAGUUCGGCGAACGGAACAGCGUGCGAGUGCGAGGAGUGUUUCGAUUACAAGCGCGCGCGCGAUAUUUUUUUUUUUUUUUUUUCUCGGCUUCUAGGACUCUCUCAUAUCUCUAUACACAAUAAAAAAAAAUAUAUAUAUAAUGGAGCAUCAAGAAAAGAUAAAUAGUGUAAUUGGAAAAAAAAUAAUUACCUGGAAUUUCUUGAAAAAAAGAAAAUAAAAAACAAUCGAAAAAUAAAAAACGAAAAGUAUUAAUAAAAAAGAAUUAUCAAUUGAAUUUAUAUAUAAUAUUAAUUAAAAUAAAAAUUAUAAACAGAGUGUAUUGCUUUAUUAAUUAUCAAGUAUGAAGCGACAAUUAUUUAAUUUUUUAAAUUAUAUUUUAAAUAAAAUACGAGCUUAAGUUGUAUUGAAAUUAUUAGUGAGCAAAAAUUAAUAGUGUUUGUUAAUUAAUUUGUCAAUUAUAAAAAAAUAAUAAUUAUUUUUUUUAUUAAAUUUUUUUUUUAUAUUAUUUUUUAUAAGCACAGAUGAAUCUAAAUAAAUGGCAGCGCGGGUGCUUUUACUCGGCAUCUUGUUUACGGAAGUACUUGAGCCCAUUUGCGCUACUGGUGCAAGGGGACCUAGAAAUAAUAAUGGAAAAAAUGGAGCAAAAGGUGAUGUUUUUGAUACUGGAACAAGUAAAUAUUCAAGUUCAAUAUUGAGGAUUGAACCAAGUGGUGUUGUUGUCCUUGGUAAACGUGGUGUUACUCUUAAUUGUAUCACUGGUAAUAAUAAUAAUGUAACAUGGCUUUACAAUGAGCAAUUAGCACCACCAUGUGGAAUUACAAAAUGUGAAUUAUUACCAAAUGGUUCAUUGUAUUUUCCCAAGAAACAAAAUUUAAAAUUAUUACAAAAAAGAAAAAAUUGGAAUAAUACGAGUAUAAAGUGGCCUGAUAAACAUGAAUUCAAUUGUGUUGAAAAAAAUAAUAUGGGAUACUUACGAUCCUCACCAACAUCCAUUAAAAUUGCUGAAAUUUCUCAUAAUUUUAAAAAAUCACCUAGUAAUUUGACAGUGAGUGAAGGUGAAAUUGCUAUGUUUACUUGUUUAAUAAAUAGUGUGCCUGAAUCACCAAGUAUCACAUGGCAACAUAAUGGAAAAACAAUAUCAAUUGAUCGAAAAAAUACAAAAUAUUUUAUGGUACAUGGCGUUCUUUUUAUAACAGCAACAAAAAAGUCUGAUGAAGGUUCAUACAGAUGUAUUUUAACAAAUGAUUUUAUCAAAAAACCGAAAAAAAGCAAUGAGGCAAAUCUUACUGUAACAUUGAGACUGAAAAAUAAAGAGUCUGGUUUAUCAUCGUCAUUAUUUUCUCAGGUUUCAUAUAAUUAUUAUUUAGUAAAAGGUGAAAGACUUAGUCUUGCUUGUGCUGCUUCGGGUUAUCCACCUCCAAUUGUUACCUGGACUUUUUUUCCUAAUUACACAGAUAGUGUCAAUUCCAUGCGAUAUCGUGUUCUUCAAAAUUCAACAAAUGGUAUCAGUAUUCUUUCGUUAAAUGACGUCAGACAUACUGACACUGGUAUUUAUCAAUGUUCUAUGAAAAAUAUUGUCAAUGAUAGAACAGAAAAACAGAAUAUCAGUGUAAAAGUUGCAGUACCACCAACAUUUAUUAAAAAACCAAUAAAUUUAAUUUGUCCAAAUGGAAGAACAGCACGAUUUGAAUGUCAAGUUCAUGGAAUACCAACACCAAAAAUUUAUUGGCUAAAAGAUUCCGAGCAUAUAUUUGUUAAUGGACGUUUAACAACUUAUCUAAAAGAAAAUAACACAAUGCAAUUGGCAAUAUCAGCAACAGUACCAACUGAUUCUGGAAUGUACCAAUGUAUUGCUGUUAAUUCAGCUGGUGAAAAUUGGGCUGGUGGUUGGCUACGUGUUAAUGCAUCACGUAAUAGUCCAGCUGUACCAACAAUAUCAAAGUGUGAAGCAUUAUCACCAUUUAAAAUUUUUAUUUCUUGGCUACCACCAAAAUUACUUCCUUCUACAAGUAUAACUGCUUAUACUGUACAUUAUAGUCCUGAAGAAGGAGGACAAGAGGUAGUUGCUCCUGAGCCAGGUAAUUCAACUUCUGUUGAAGUGACAAAACUACUUGAGCCCUACACAAAUUAUUCAUUUUAUGUUCGUGUUUGGAAUAAUUAUGGAGCAAGUGAUCAAUCGGCAACAAUUAUAUGUGCCACCCCACCAAGUGUUCCAAAGACAGCACCUAAGGUGAAUGUAGAUAUACUGAGCAGUACAAAAUUAAAUAUUAAGUGGCAACCUUUAACUAAAAAAGAAGCAAGAGGAGUAAUUGUUGAGUACAAAAUUCAAUCUAAAUUUCAUGCAUUACCAUUAAAAGACAUAUAUGUUCCUGCAACAUUUGAAAAUUAUAUACUAACAAAUCUACUUCCUGGAGCAGCGUAUGACUUGCGAGUAUUAGCAAGAACACAACAAGGAUGGCCAAAUGUCAGUGACUCACAAUUACAAUGGACCAGUAUUGUCAUGCCAUCAGUUGAUCCAAAUGAAUUUAAAAUUGAAGAUAUUAUUGAUUUACAAAUUACAAUAUUAAAUGCAACAGUGAUGAAAAUAAAAUGGAAAUCAAAAAAUAAUAAUAAUAAUUAUAUGGGGAUAGAAUUUCAAAAUUGGAAAAUUAAUCGUCAAAAUAUAAACAGUGAUAAAUCUUUAUCUGUGAUUCUUUCAAAAAAUAUAACAGAAUAUAUUUUCACUGAUCUUGAGGCAAAUAUAUCAUAUAUAUUUGGAUUAUGUUUUGUAAAACAAAAUAUAUCAAAUGAUUGUAUAUUAAAAACAAUUAAAUCAAUUAAUUAUGAUGAUAAAAAUAUACCAACAUUAUUAGAAGCAAUAUCAAUAUCACCAACAACAAUAAAAAUAACCUGGACAAUGAUGAAUAAAACAUUGCCAUGUAAUUUUACAAUAUGCUAUCAAUCAGUUAAUUUAUUAACAUUAGAAAAAUGUAUUAUUAAAAAUGAUACAGUUGCAACAAUUAAUAAUUUAAUUCCAUUUACAUUAUAUCAAUUUAAAGUCAAAUCAUUUUAUAAUGAUAGUAAAGAAAGUAGUCAAUUUAGUAAUAGUAUUGAGUGUUAUACAAGUGAAGAUGUACCCGAUGCACCUGAUGAUAUUCAAGGAUUAAUAAUUGGUACAAAAUUAAAAUUAACAUGGAAAGAACCAACAAAACCAAAUGGAAUUAUUCAAAAUUAUUCAAUAUCUUAUACAUUGGAUUUUAAUGAUCCAACAAUACAAUAUAAUAUCACUGUACCAGGUGACAAAACAACACUUAUACUAACAGAUUUAAUAAUGAAUAAAAAAUAUUUUAUAAUUAUCAGAGCAGCAACAAAAGCUGGCUAUGGUAGAUCAUCAUAUCCAUAUACAAUUUUUAUGAGUGAUAAUAAUAUAUUAAAAAGUAAAACAUUAUCUGAUAAACAACAACCAUCACCACCAUCAUCAUCACCACCAAUUAAAACACCAACAGAUCAAGGUCUUGGUAUUAUAUUGGGUGUUGGAAUAAGUAUUGGAUUUAUAAGUGUUAGUCUUUGUAGUAUUUAUUGUCGUAAAAAAUGGGAAAAAUCAAGAUCAAUGAGAGAAACAAAUCAACCAUCUAAAAAACGUUCUAUUGAUAGAAAUAAAAAUACAUGUUGUAUUGAUGAUUCAUCAACUUCAAUUGGACAACCAGUUAAUGAUCCGACAAUUAAUCGUAAUGAUUUUGAAUUAUCAUUACUUUGUCCAGCAUCACGUGUUGCUACUAUGUCAUCUCCAAAUCCUAAUGCAAAGACAAUAUUACCAAAUGGCAUUGAAUCAUAUUUAAGUCAACCAUUAUUGAUAUCUUGGAAAGUCAAUAAUGGAGAAAGUGAAAUUUUUCAAUCUAGAAAUAAUUCACAGUACAAUGAAAUGAACAGUCCAGUGUCUAGAAAACAAUCAGUAUCAGAAACAGAUUUAAAUACAACUGAAUUGACAAUGAUUGAUUAUACGUUAACAAGUGCUGAUACUAGUUUAAAUAAUAAUUUUGGUUGUUCAACAUCAUCACCAGGAAAAAAUUUGCCAAUUGUAAUUCCUGUUCUUGAACCAAAUGGAUGAGCUUGGCUUUAUAAUUUGACAUUCAGCAGCUGUAAUAGUACUGAUCGACAAAAAAGGUAAGAAGAAAAAUAGUUUCUCCAAAAAAAUAAUAUAUAUAAAACAAAAAAAAAACAGAGCAGAAUUUACCUGAAGGUUUUUUUAAAAAACCAAUUAUUGAUUUUGGAUAAUGAUUCAAUGAAACAAUCAAACUAAAACAAAUUAAAUUGUCUUUUUACAAUUGUUAUAAACAUUGUAAAUACUCUGAAAAUUUUAAAAAUUAUUUAAUCAACGCACCACUUGUAUAAAUCUACGAAAUCAAGCUUAAAAAUAAUAGGUAAAAAAAGUUUAUUAACUGUGCAAAAUUAGCACAAAAAAAAAAAGAAAUACAAACGAAAAAUAGUUUAGUAAUAUGAAAAAUAACUUGCUCAUAAAUAGCAUGCAUAUAAAAUUCAACGAAAAAAUAAUAUAUAGGUAUAUAUAAUAUUCGAGAAAAAAAAAAAAAAAAAAAAUCAACAGUCACUGCUUUCUCUAAAAAGCACAACACUAAAAACAAAAAAAAAAAAAAAAACAUUCCAUCAAUAUCAUUACCAAAACAAAGAGAAAAAAACUAAAAAAAUUUCUCUUGAUUAUUUUUAAUAAUUAAUUACUAUUAUUUAUAAUAAUACAACAACAAUUUAUUAAUAUUUUUAUGAUUUAUUUUUCGAUACGAUAUUAUGAUUAUUAUUAUUAUUUUAGUAAUAUUUUUCAUUUUAAUUACAGAUCUGAUAAAAAAAAAGAAAAAUUAAAUUCAGUGAUAUUCAGAUCUUUAAAAAAAAAAUUUUUAUAUUUUUAAAUUUGUAGUUUUUAUGUAUAUUUUUAAUUCUUUAAAUUGUUGUGAUUACAUUUUCAUUUAAAAGUUAAUUAUCGUAGAUUCUAAUUGUUUAAUUUUAUAUAGUUAAAAUUUGGUAGCUUUUAUUUUUAAUUUUUUUUAAGCAAAAUAAAAAAAUAGGUAAAGAAAAAAAAAAUUGAUGAGGAAUAAUUUAAAAAUUAUUUAAAGAAAAAAACAAAUAAUAAUCCAGAUACAUGCUAGACUGGUGUAUGUCUUUACCAUGACAGAAAAAACCCAACUCAGUACCUGAUAGACUAAGACUUAUCAUUUAAUACGAGACUUGAAAAACAAAAAGAUAAAAGAAAAAAAAAAAAAUGUCAAUGUUAUUUUCUGUACCUUGAUUUAUUGUUAUUUAUUAUUUCAUAAAUUCAAUUAAUUAUCAAUUAACUACUUCUUUAUAAUUCCAAUAGAUUUUAAAUAAUUUAAAAAAUACCCGCCCAUAAUACAAUGCAAUAGAAAAACAAAUAAAACAAGAUAAAUAAUAAUACAAAUAAUAGAAAAAACAGUUUAAUUAAAAUAUAAAUUUAUCAGCCAGUCCAUACAAUGCAAUAGUUACAAUUUACACAGAUUACACAUGAAUUUUAGUUGUUGUCAUACAUUAUUUGUUAUUUAAAAAUAAUUACGUAUUUUAAUGUUUUACUUUUUUCUAAUGUAUAUGAAUCAUGUUACUAAUUAUCAUGAAAUAGUUGAUAAUAUUCAUUCGUUUUUUUUUUUAACUUUAAGAUAGCUAUGUUAGAUUUUUUUUUUAAAACUAAAAUUCAGUUACAUUUUUUAUUUUUAUAUACUAAUUUUUUUGAUAAUCAAUAUUUCAAAGGCAGACUGAAUAUUUUUUUUUUUUUUUUACCUUCUGGAAUUUUUUUUUUACAAUUUCUUAUACAGUUUUUUAAUUACAAAAGAUAAUUAUUUAAAUAAAAAAAAAUAUAUAUAUACGCUUACGAAAAUUAUAUUAAUAAGCAGCUGUAAUUUUUUUAAAUAAUUAUAUUUUAAAAAAUGCAUUUUAACAAAUGCAUGAUCAUUCCAAGAUUCAUUUACAGAUUAAUGUUUCAAUUUUUUUUUUUUAGUUUAAAUAAAUUUAUUGUUGGGUCGUCGUACUAAAUGUGUUUUUUUUUUCUCGUUUUAAAAAUUACUAAUUAUAAUAUUGUGGCAUGUAAAUUAAAAAGGUAUUCUCCGAAGUACAAAGCAAUAAAAAUUAAAUAAUAAAAACAAAAAAUUAAUAGACAGUCAUAUCAUCUUCAUGUGUUAAUGAAGAGCAAUAAAUGCACUUUAAUUAAUAAUAGAAAUUCUUAUUAAAAAAUAUUACCAAUGUAUUUGUACUAAUCUGAACAAUAAUUUCCUGAAUAUAUAUUAAAAAAAAAAAAAUAAUAAUAAAUAAUUAA
This is a messenger RNA of Aphidius gifuensis, 6698 nucleotides long. RefSeq names its product protogenin-like. The transcript has 16 exons. Bases 924 to 4475 code for a protein of 1183 amino acids. Gene Ontology annotation, biological process: cell-cell adhesion; axon guidance. NCBI's taxonomy places the organism in Eukaryota, Metazoa, Arthropoda, Insecta, Hymenoptera, Braconidae. Gene Ontology annotation, cellular component: plasma membrane; axon. The record is from RefSeq and is a predicted model, not a curated record. Gene Ontology annotation, molecular function: protein binding.